This is a messenger RNA of Aspergillus novofumigatus IBT 16806, 1114 nucleotides long. RefSeq lists its product as uncharacterized. The record is from RefSeq and is a predicted model, not a curated record. NCBI's taxonomy places the organism in Eukaryota, Fungi, Ascomycota, Eurotiomycetes, Eurotiales, Aspergillaceae. The transcript is spliced from 2 exons. Gene Ontology annotation, cellular component: mitochondrion; mitochondrial inner membrane. The coding region runs from base 392 to 700 and encodes 102 amino acids. Gene Ontology annotation, biological process: mitochondrial respiratory chain complex IV assembly.
AAUGGAGCAGGAGCACCAAACCGACUCUCAUUAUUGCGGGGAGGCCGACGGUCCGAGCUGGCAGCCGAGGCUCGCUGCCAGACACAUUGCAGGUCAGGUGACCGGCACGUGGCCUUGUUUGUCCUGUUUGCAGGAACCGCCGAUCUUCGACUCACCAAAAGUCCGUGACACUGGUGGGCCGAUGGAAGUCCGCGGGCUCUGAUAUCAAGUUCAAUGCACAAGAAGAACGCCGCAUGUGUCACUGCUCGUCGGAUUAGCAAUUGGCACCGAAAAAGUCAGCCUUGCAAUACCAAAAACUGAGCACACAAUUCACUGUAUCCAUCGAAAACCGCAUCUCCAUCCAGACCAUACACCUCUCUAACAGAACGCUAUUCCAUCACAUCAAUUCACAAUGUCAGCCAUCCUGCGCAGAUUACAAGGGGGCAACCUCGAAGUCUUCAAGUUCGGCAUGUAUGUCAUCUUCCCCAUCGGCUGGAUGUACUACUUCGGCACAAACCUCGACGAGCGAUUCAGCGUACCGGGUUUCUGGCCCACCGCCGAGCAAUCGCACAAGAUCCCACUCGAGAAGGAAGAGAUUGACCGGGAGCUGGCUCGGAUGAGGACGGUAGAUGCGGUCCGGCGUGAGCGACGGUUGCAGCGGGAGGCGAUGGAGGCGCAGGCGCAGGCACAAGUAGCUGCGCAGGCUGAGACUGCCGAGUGAAAUUCGUAUGAGGGGAUGAUAUAUACCACGUGUGGGAUUUGAUUAUCCGGACGAGGACCUUGGGUCUUAUAAACCGGAGGCUGCUAAGCUGGAAAAUGGAAGGGAAGAAAAAGCAUAAAGGCGUUCUGCGGGGUUCAGAAUGGCCGGACAUGUGUCAUGGCAAAAUGGCCAGAGUGGCAGUGACACAUGUACGAUGUAUGAUUGCCAUUUUGUAUAACACUCUUCUCUGGGCAUAUCAGGAGUUUCGUCUUGUUCUCUAUACAAUAAAGUUUUUAUCUCGUUAAUUGGCUGAGUCCACCUGGCUUGCUUACACGAUACUGCCUUUUCGUUUUACUGCAUUGGAUUGGACAAGUCGUAGCACCUUCGCCUCCUCUGCUUACAGACCAAGCGUCUCCAUGCUGGGCACAAAUAUAC